UCCCUAUCAUGUGUCACGUUAUAUUAAACAAUCUUUAGACAGACAGACAGAUACAUACAUAGAACAAAAAAAACAAAAAAACUAAUAAUGUAUUAGCAGGUGAAGCGUCACAGCCCAGGGGAGUGUUUCUGCUGUCGCUGGUGGUGGCUAAUACACCUGAAACCUACAGUAGUUGGAUGCUGGAUUGUCAGUUUGUUGCUCUGUCUUGGAAGAGGAACGCACGACUAAUUCCAGAUAAUAAAUAUAUAUAGGCUAUAGAUAAAACCUGCUAGCUGUGUUGAGGAGCAGAUGAUGGUUUUCAAAGCGUCUCAGAGCCGUUUAAUGAGGAAGAAGAAGGAAAAAGUUCAAAUUCGCGUCGAAGAAACUUUGAAGGAAUAACGAGCCACCGAAUCAGAUCACACAUGUUGCAAGAUUGCAAGGUGAAGAUUGACUGAAUUCAAUCCAAUAUGAAGAAAGCAUUGCAAUUACAGAAACCUGUGAAGAUGACAAAGGAUCAUGCAAACAAUUAGUCAUAAGUGACAAUGUGAUAUCAGGCUUUGACAAGAAGGAGCUGGAACAACUAAAGGACAUUCUACUGACAUACUGAGAGUGAACAGUGGGGGCAUUAUUAUAAUGCUGAUAUCACACAACUUUUGACUGAAGAGGUUUUUGUCAAGCAGAGCAGCAGCCUGUCAAUAAACACAGGGAUUGUCUCAAAUGGUUUAAAAUCAAUGCUUGCAUUUCCAUAAUAGGAACGAGAUAAAAGUAUGAAAGCCUUCAUCAACAUCAAGGAACAACCAUGAAAAAUGUCUGUAAGCCAUUUUUUUUUUUUUUUUUUAAAUAGAAACAGGUCAAUAUAACACACAUAACCAUUUAUUUAAUGUAGACUAAACAGGCUCUGUGGAGAAUUCAGGCUCCACAGAUCAGAAGAACUGUUGUUGGAGCACAGUGUGCUAUAACUGAGGCAUCAAACAUAUACUGGAGUUCUUCAAACAACUUAGACCCUUGAAAAUCAUCAAUAUGAACCUGACCGCCCAUCUUCUGGACCUCAUGCUGAAGGCUUCCAACCUCUCUCGCUGGCAGUUCAUCCAGGAAUACUCUAUUCCUCCAUUGGUGGCAGUGCCUAGACUCCCUAGUGCCCUGCUUCCGGUUUUUGGCCUGCUGUACAUGCUCAUCUUUGGGUUUGCGGUGGUGGGCAACGGGGCGGUGCUGGUUCUCUUAUGUCGCAGGAAGGCUCUGCAAUCUCCCAGCACCUUUUUUAUUUGCUCUCUGGCACUCAGUGACCUUCUGAUCUCCAUUAUGUGUGUUCCUGCCACACUGCUGCAGCACUUCUUCACCAAUUGGUUGGCAGGAAAUUUUCUGUGCAAGUUAAUACCAUUCCUGCAAGUGACAGCUAUCGCGACCAGCAUGCUCACCAUGACGUGUAUCGCUGUAGAGCGUUUCCAGGGAAUCCUUUAUCCUCUGCAUGUCCGCAACAGCUACUUUCUCUGUCAUGCCUUCAAGAUGCUGGUGAUCGUGUGGUUGGUUGCCCUGGCAAUCGCGGCUCCCAUGUGGUUUGUCCAGAAAGUGGAGGAGAAAUAUGACUUCCUGUUCGAUGUCCACUACACCAGUUGUUUGGAAGUGUGGCCAAGCCUGCAGCAAAGGAGAGCCUACACUACCUGCCUGUCCGUACUGGUGUUCCUGGCCCCCUUGGCAACCAUGGCCAUCCUGUACUGGAAGAUCAUGCGAGAGCUCUGGGGCAAACACAAAGUACAUGAUGUCAUGUUUCAAACACUCCCGGGAUCUGAAAUCAAAAAGAUUACCAGGAGGAAGAAGCAUGCAGUAAGAAUGAUGGCCACCGUGGUGCUGCUCUUUGCUGCCUGCUGGGCACCUUUCCAUCUGGUCUCCCUCCUGCUUGACUAUGGUCAGCUGGACCUUGAUCUUGACUCUGAGUUUCUCCUGGUCAGCGUGGUUCAGAUCCUGGGAUUCAGCAACUCGGUGUGUAACCCGCUUAUUUAUGCCGCCCUCAACACCACCUUCAAGAGGGACCUGCUGGCUCUGCUCACCCGAGGAUGGAGCUCCGGCGGAAGAGGUUGCUGCUUUAGCCCGUGUUCAUGUUGGUCCUGGAGGAGUCACAAACGAGUGGGCAUAUCAGCAGUGGAGUCAGUCGAACCCAGACAGACGACACCUAGACAGAGAGGGAUUAGGUUGUGGAGUAAACCAGCUUGGGAAGCUGAACCAGAGAGGCCUACAUCUAACAUGUUUCCCCCCAUGAAUCUUCUUAGUGCCAUCAAAUCCAAAAAGACCUCCAGUACCAUGAUACUAAGUGUUAUUGACCCUCCACACACAGACAGCACAUCUGGUUCUGACCAGCCUUUCACAGGGAUGCUGGGAGAGUGAAUAUCAACAGAAUGAGAUUGUAAUGAUACCUGAAACUUGCUGACUGGAUGACUUAGAAGAAGGCAAGAGUCCUUCAAGAGUUUUAGUCAGUGGCUUUUGUUUUUUUGCACUCAAAAUUUCUCCCACAGCUAAUGGUGUAGUUUCAACAACCUGCAGGUGCCAGUUUUCAGACUUUUGAAAGAUGUUUUUUCUUUUGGAGCUCAGUUAAUAUCUGCACGAUAAAGAUGGGAGUGAGUCACCACUGAAACAAAUUGACCUGAAGAAUUUAUAUGGACAAGACCAGCUACAGUAUGUCGUUACUUUUGUUUCGGCUCCGAGAUCUUUUUUAUGCGCACCUUUCCUAGACUAUGGAGUGUGUCCAGCUUCUCGCCUCAGGGAAUGUGGUUUCUGUCUCCAUGGAUGGGCUCAAAGUCCACUGGAAGUUAUUUGAGACAGCAGGAGCCUGCAGAGCUGUUUGGAGGUGCCCAGCUGAGUGCAGACGCCACACCUUCCAUAAAGCCUAACCAUGUGGAUUUAUAAAAUGACAGCUGUAGAGUUUGCUAGAGGCAAUGUUUUAAAAUUUCAGAUAACCUGGAGAUAGAUACAGAUUGCCUGGCAGAACACACACGUUUGGUACCCUGAUACCUCAGCUCAUCAUAGCAUCAACAUCAUCUGAAUGAUUUUAUUCAUUAUUUUAUUAAAAGAUCAUAUUUUAAAAGAUGUUCAUUUAUUUUUCUACUGUGAUACAAAUAAAAGUAGCUUAGAUGAUUUAAUCACUGUAUAUCUUGGAUUAUUAUAUUACAUUCAUUGACUAUGUAAACAUUUGCUUUUGAUUUGUUUCAUAUUAAAAGUCUUAAGGUCUCUGCCUGGCAUUCUCUGUUAUGAAAUGCUGCAUGGCACUUAACUCUGUAUUGUCUUUAUUAAUUAUUAAUAGGCUACAAAA
Messenger RNA from Megalobrama amblycephala (Wuchang bream), 3280 nucleotides. Its product is annotated as pyroglutamylated RF-amide peptide receptor. NCBI's taxonomy places the organism in Eukaryota, Metazoa, Chordata, Actinopteri, Cypriniformes, Xenocyprididae. Gene Ontology annotation, biological process: G protein-coupled receptor signaling pathway. The record is from RefSeq and is a predicted model, not a curated record. Bases 1000 to 2358 code for a protein of 452 amino acids. The transcript is spliced from 8 exons. Gene Ontology annotation, cellular component: membrane. Gene Ontology annotation, molecular function: neuropeptide Y receptor activity.